Molecule: messenger RNA, 1075 nt
Organism: Effrenium voratum
Lineage: Eukaryota; Dinophyceae; Suessiales; Symbiodiniaceae
Source: the annotation of a GenBank genome assembly
AUUGGACCCAAACCAAGCGUCUCUGGCUCCGACCGCUCGCGCGCCUCUGAUUCGCGCCAUGGACGCCACCAAGACGAUGCUGGUGGGACAUGCCUUCACUGCAGCCCAGGCCUUUGUGGCCGGCGUCAGCCGCCCCAAGACCCGGGAGUUGAGCUCGGACCUGGGCCGCAAAGACUUCGGCUUCUCCCACGAGGAGUUCGCAGAAGAGUCCGGCUUCUACGAAGGCACCUUCAAGGUCAAGCACAGGAAUGGCUUCGGGGUGCUCUACGAGAGCAACUCUGGCACAAAGUACCGGGGGCAGUUCAUGCACGACAAGAGGCACAACCAUGGGCUACAGACCUGGGCCGACAGCAGUAGCUACGACGGAGAGUGGGUCCAUGGUGCUAAGCACGGCACAGGCUCGUACAAGACGGUGAGUGACUCGUAUGCCGGGAAGUGGGAGGAAGGUUUCAAACAUGGACACGGUCACCAAGUCUUCGAGAACAAGGACGAGUACGUGGGCAGCUUUUGGAAAGGCCAAUGCAGCGGGCCUGGUGUGUACUACCAUGCCGAUGGCUCUGAGUAUCAUGGCGCUUAUGCCAAUGGCAAGCGCAACGGGGUCGGCAUGUACUUUGGACCAAAGCAGCAGAAGGAACACCACACCUACAAGCAAGGCAUCUUGGUUCAGCGGGAUAUCUUGUGGCCGGGGUCCAAGCCACCUCGGGGCCAGCGGGCGAUUCAGCCCAUGCAUUCUGACCAGCUGGUGGCAGAACAGAAGCAACUGGAUAUGAUAAAGGAUACCGUCUUUGACAACAUACCAUACAUGGGCCACUUGUGCGUGAAGGAUUCGUCCAUCAUGGACUUGUCCGCGCCCUCCAUCCGAAAGAGCCUCGCCGCAGUGAAUAUGGCCGAGAUGAAAGCUGGGCUGUACCCCUUUGAGGGGUCGGAGUGCUCCCCUGUGUCCGGCUCGGGACCGGUGCCGCUUCACCCUUUUCAAGUGGAUGCUUAGGGCGAAAAGCGCCUUGGAAGCGUCCGAGUUUCACCGGUCUUGUCAAAAGCAGGCAGCCGAAACAAAGAAGCCCGGCGUAAGGCGGGC